Messenger RNA from Ictidomys tridecemlineatus (thirteen-lined ground squirrel), 3386 nucleotides. It is a transcript of the gene Slc25a44, whose product is annotated as solute carrier family 25 member 44. Gene Ontology annotation, biological process: branched-chain amino acid transport; branched-chain amino acid catabolic process; transmembrane transport. The record is from RefSeq and is a predicted model, not a curated record. Gene Ontology annotation, cellular component: mitochondrion. Gene Ontology annotation, molecular function: branched-chain amino acid transmembrane transporter activity. Lineage: Eukaryota; Metazoa; Chordata; Mammalia; Rodentia; Sciuridae.
CCCAGUUUCCGGUUCCGGCAGUACCGGGAUCCUAGUCGAGAUGGAGGAAGAUGCGACCAGAGGCUGGCAGCCGCUGGGAACGGAGGGUCAAGCGGGGCCUGCGGCCUAGAGGUCCGGGGUUGGAGUUCGCCUCAGACUCGGUGGAGCCGCCGGGGUCUGAGAAGGUCUCCAGGCACAAUGGAGGACAAACGAAACAUCCAGAUCAUUGAGUGGGAACAUCUGGACAAGAAGAAGUUCUACGUGUUUGGUGUGGCAAUGACAAUGAUGAUCCGGGUCAGCGUCUACCCAUUUACCCUCAUCCGCACCCGCCUGCAGGUUCAGAAGGGCAAGAGCCUCUACCAUGGGACCUUUGAUGCCUUCAUUAAGAUCCUGCGAGCAGAUGGUGUGUCUGGCCUCUAUCGGGGGUUCCUGGUCAACACCUUUACCCUCAUCUCUGGCCAGUGCUAUGUCACCACUUAUGAGCUCACCCGGAAAUUUGUAGCUGACUACAGCCAGAGCAACACAGUGAAAUCAUUAGUGGCUGGUGGCUCGGCCUCCCUUGUGGCCCAGAGCAUCACAGUGCCCAUUGACGUGGUCUCCCAGCACCUGAUGAUGCAGCGCAAGGGGGAGAGAAUGGGCCGCUUCCAGGUGCGUGGGAACCCAGAGGGACACGGGAUAAUUGCCUUUGGCCAAACGAAAGACAUCAUCAGGCAGAUCCUGCGAGCUGAUGGGCUUCGAGGCUUCUACCGAGGCUACGUGGCUUCACUGCUUACCUAUAUCCCAAACAGUGCUGUCUGGUGGCCCUUUUAUCACUUCUAUGCAGAGCAGCUCUCGCACCUGUGUCCUAAGGAGUGCCCUCACAUUGUCUUUCAAGCUAUUUCGGGGCCCCUGGCUGCAGCCACUGCCUCUAUCCUCACCAAUCCCAUGGAUGUCAUCCGAACUCGUGUGCAGGUUGAAGGCAAGAGCUCCAUCAUCCUAACCUUCAGACAGCUGAUGGCAGAAGAGGGACCUUGGGGCCUCAUGAAGGGCCUCUCGGCCAGAAUCAUCUCAGCUACUCCUUCCACCAUCGUCAUUGUGGUGGGCUAUGAGAGCCUCAAGAAACUCAGCCUGCGACCGGAGCUGGUGGACUCAAGACACUGGUAGCCAGUGGUGGGUAGAGAAGUGGCUGUUCCCACUAUUCUGGGCUGGGGGCAGAGCAGGGAAGAGAGUAUCUUCUCUAAUGCCCCCACUACAUACCCAUCCCUGCCCUGGGCCAGGUGGCCUGUCUGGGAAAGGGACAGAGACUUUGGCCUGCUCUUGCUGAAGAGGUUCCAUGCCUGGCUUCCCUUCCCCAACUAUUUUUAAUUCUCCUACUGAACUGGGCUCCCUUCCUCAGCUCCUGGCCUGGAGGCCCACCUCCCCUGAACUGCUAGCCCCCUCAGGCUUCCCUUUCCAUCUUCCCUGAGGUCCUGAGCAGAGCUGUGCAUAGAGCUUAUUGACUACCACUGAUUUCUCCUCGGGGGCUUUCACCAGACUCUAAGCAGUUGCCCCCCACCCUCUACCACGUCACCUCUGAGGCUAGCUCAUUUUUAAUUUGGGUCUGAGCUGCCCACCAGACUACUACUCUGCAUUUCUUACACUUUGGGGUAAGUUGCCAGGCACUUUUGCACAGUCAGAGCAGCAAAAUCCCUGUCUCUACAGAGCACUCGUCUUUUCUUUUGAGGAGUUAUUGAGAUGGGGAGAAAAGCUGAUACUUUAUUUUAUGUGUAUAUUUUUAAACGUCUGUGAACCAGGCUCUUGUCCUAGUCCUGCUAAAGCACCAAUCCUGCUGUCAGAGCCUACCCCUGCCUUAGACAGGUGGGAAAAUGUCACGUAGCCUUUUCCUCAAUCCCAGUCCUAUCCCUUCAACCCCAGCAGCCCCUGUACAAUAUGAGCUGUUGGCUUCCCCUGGCCCAGAUGACAACAGUGGGGUGGGGGGCACAGUUCUAAAUAGGUUGGGCCGUCUCGGGUACACUGGGCUUGGAGCACCUCCUUGAAAAGUCAGGUUGAGAGAGUAGUUGGUUUGGAAAGCAGCAAGAGGGUAUGUGUUCCCCAUCAGGCCAGCUGAGCCCAGCCUAGCAGAGAACAGUGGAGGUUCUCAACCCCAUUGAGAGGCAGCCACGAGGUACACAUACACCCCAGUCACUCAUACGGCAACAGUGUUGUCUCACAGUGGAAAUCUGAGAUGUGGAAUGUUUUUUUUCCCUUCUCUCUGGGUGUAAAGAGUCAUCCCAGUCAUGGUACCCUGUGCUUGAAGAGAAUAAAGAGCAGUUCAGGAAGUCACCUAAUACCAGGAUCACUGCAUUUACCAGCCUGAUACUGCCAAGAUUAUCUGUUGAAGCUCCGCUCAGAAGCUAGGAGACCUGCUCCUGCUCCCCUGCCUCAUUCUUCCCCACCCCACCUCCUCCACCAAGCCUGGGUUGGGUGGAGAGGUGCAGUGAAUGGAAGGAGAAGGAGGCAGUCAACCCUGCCUUCCCACUUGAGACGCUUGGUCUGAAUGAUCCUUUAAACCUAUUUAAGGGUCCCACCUGCUGGGGAAGGCCCCGGUGCCAUUGAAAGGUGCUAGCUACCUGAAGCCUUGAUGUUUCCCACAUUCUUACACCCUGGCCUGACUCUGAACCAGAUUUCACUACCUUCACCGCCAACCAUGUUCCAUCUUGUCUCUGGUUAAGGAUUUUCCCCUAUUCAUUUUAUUUAUUAAUUAUUAUUAUUAUUUUUUUGUCCCUACCUUCACUUUGUCUUCCAGUUUCUUUUCACAAAUAGUCAUCCUAAAGGUUGGGCCCACAGGUCAUUCCGAAUCUUCCUGCCCAUCACUCAUCACUCACCCUGAGAACCACCCACACAGGGAAGCAAGGGCCCUGUCUCUUUUUAAGCUUUCCCAGUGAGCGCUGGAGGAUGGUGUUCUCAGUGCCGCCGGUCUUCCGACCUUCCCCACUGUGCUGACGUGGUCCUCUCCUGCCUCAGGUGUGACUCCCUCCCGCUCCUCUCCUGUAGGGUACUCAGUCUUCCACCUGUCCCCCCCCACACACACAGAUUUCAAGGGUGUUGUGGAGAAUUAAUGGGACCCUGGCCCCUACUUUCCCUUAAUAGUUUAGGAGCUGGGAUUGGGUUUAGGACAGUUUUUGAUGGGGAUGAGACCGUGGAUUUCCAUUUUCCUACGACGUGGAGACCAAAGCAGCCGGCAAUUUGAUGUAUGGAUUAGCAACCAAACUGGAAGAGACUCCUGGAGCACGGGCAAGACCGGAACCUGACUGCAGGAGCACUGAGAGGGAAAUGAAAGCACGUGAACGUCUGACCCAAUGAACUCUUGUGAAUAUCAGCAGGGAAUAUUCACUUUUGCACUGUACGAUGUCUCUGAAGUGUAAUUAAAAGUUUUUACGAGCCCCUGA